AUGUCAGACUCACACUCACACUCUGACAUACUGUUGUGUCAAAGAUGUAACAAAAAUCACGCCAGCGUCAUUUCAAGAAAGGAAAAGUUUUGUACAGACUGUUUUCGUAACUUCGUCUCACUAAAACAACGUAAACAAAUGAUGUCAGACCAAUAUUACCAAGACAUCUUUAAAGUUAUGUACAAGGAUAAACUUAGAUCAGAACAAGAUGCCCAUCUACAGAAUUUAAACUCAAAAAUUUUGGUCCCUUUAUCCUUCGGUUCUUCUUCUUUAGUAAUGCUAGAUAUCUUAAAUGAUACUCUAUUAGAACAAUCAAUAACUCAUAGAGGGAAAACUGGUUUCACAGUAGACGUAAUUAUCUGUUUCCAUGAUGAACAAAUUCAAAACCAAAUUAAAGAAAACGUUUCAAAAUUGAUCAAUGCAAAAUAUAAAGAAAAUAAUCAGAAAAUUAAAUUCCAUUUAGUUGACAUAAACCAAUUUUUUGAUAAUUCACCACAUUUACAAUCAUUGGUCUUACAAGAAACUGAUUUCCUAAUAAAAUCACUAAACUUGAAAGAUCAAUCGAUAAUAGAAAAAAAACUUACACUAUCUGAAAUACUAGAUCAAUGUUCCGACAGAUCAACUUAUCAAGAUUUAUUGGCAUUUGUUACAAAACAUGCUAUUAAAAAAUAUGCAUUCCAACAUGAUUUCAAAGCAAUUUUAUGGGGACAUUCAAUGACCAGACUAGCUGACGAAGUCAUUUCGUUGAUUGUCAAAGGAAGAGGUUCAGCCAUUUCUAGCAGUCUCAAUACAGAUGAUUUCGAUGAAAACUAUGGGAACAAGUUUAAAAAUUUAUACCCUUUGAAAGAUAUUUUAUUGACAGAAAUCGACGCAUACUGUUACAACUCUGGUUUACACAACUAUUUAAUAAACUAUAACAUCCAGGAUGCACUACUUGUUAAUAAAAUAAAUCAAAAUACGGAUAAAAUACAGACAAAUUCAUUAAAGAAUAAAACUAUAAACGAACUCGCAAGAAAUUAUUUCGAAGUGAUAGAAGGUGAUUACUCAAAUGUCAUCUCAACUGUCGUUAGAACCGGUGAUAAAUUGGCAGAACCUAAAUCUCAAGAAAACUUUAAAAUUAGCAAAUGUAACCUCUGCAUGCAGAAAAUAUAUUCAGAUCCAUCACAGUGGAUAACAUCAAUUACAGAAAAUAAAGGUCAUCCACUGGAAACAGAUGAAGAGAAAGAAAACUAUCAAAGAUGGAAAAAUUAUAACAAUGACAAAUUGAAAAACUCAGAAAUGGACUUCUUUAGAUUGAAUGAAUUCGUAAAAGAAAAUGGAUCUAAGGCAUGCCUAUGUUACGGAUGUACCAUAACAUUGAAUACAUUCAAAGAUAAAUCUGUGGUUUGGCCUGUGCAUGAUGAUAAAGAAUUGAAUUCAGUUUUAGAAGAUUAUGUCUUGACUGAUCACGAAGAGUAA
Messenger RNA from Vanderwaltozyma polyspora DSM 70294, 1458 nucleotides. RefSeq names its product Ncs2p (gene NCS2). The coding region runs from base 1 to 1458 and encodes 485 amino acids. Gene Ontology annotation, cellular component: cytosol. The transcript has a single exon. The record is from RefSeq and is a predicted model, not a curated record. NCBI's taxonomy places the organism in Eukaryota, Fungi, Ascomycota, Saccharomycetes, Saccharomycetales, Saccharomycetaceae. Gene Ontology annotation, molecular function: sulfurtransferase activity; tRNA binding. Gene Ontology annotation, biological process: tRNA wobble position uridine thiolation.